GAUUCCUAUCGCGUGAUGGGUGGGUUUGAGCAGCGUCCCUGGACACCGACGAAGCGGCGGGGACCGAUCGCGGCGGAACACCGUGGCCCAGGGCCACAAUAUCUUCUACCACAACUGCUCGGUACGAAAGUGGUAGACUCGAAACGGCAAGCCGCACCCGCCUACAGCUUCGGCCAGCGACACAAACCGCGCACGGAAUCGUUCAGCCCGGGCCCGCUCUACAACAUCACCGGGCUCGGCUGCAAGGGAAAGGAUGCACCACCGGCCUACUGCCUGCAGAGUCGUCCGAAGGAGAUACCCAAAUAUCUGACACCGGCACCGGGCGAGUACAACAUCGAAAAGGCGGACAAAAUGCUGGUGAAAUCCGCCCCGAAGUACACGUUCGGUGUGAAGAAGCCGCCAAAUCCGACCAGCCAAACACCAGCUCCCGGAGACUAUAAGCCAGAACGCGUCACCUUUGACAGCACCCCGAAGUUUUCGUUUGGCAUCAAAACGGAGAGUAAGAUACGCAACGACACACCAGCACCCGGUACCUAUUCGCCGGAGAAAGUAUUGAAAGACAAAUCACCAAAGUAUAGCUUUGGACUGAAGGUAAUACCGGAAAAGAUUGAAGAAACGCCGGCACCCGGUGCCUACCAGCCAGAAAGAGCACUUGCGUUGGAUAAGAAACCGGCGUACAGCUUCGGUCUGAAGACGAUCGUCGAGAAACCGAACAACACACCGGCCCCGGGAGCGUACGAGCCGGAGAAAGUGAAGAUCAACAACACACCGGCGUACAGCUUCGGCAUCCGGUCCGCGAUCGAAAAGCCGAACUCCAAUCCUGCACCGGGCGCGUACGAGCCGGAAAAGGCCAAGAAGCUGAUCGAUAGCUCACCCGCAUUUGCAUUCGGCAUGCGCAUCAAUCAUGACAAGCCAAACAAUACGCCCGGCCCAUCCGCGUAUCAGGUGGAGAAGGUGAACCUCGAUCACCAGCCGGCCUACAGCUUCGGGUUGCGCACGAACGUGACCAAGCCGAACGUUACGCCUGCGCCGGGUGCCUACUGCCCGGAGAAGGCGCACCAAGACUCUGCCCCGAAGUACAGCUUUGGCAUCCGACCGACAAUCGACAAACCGGACAAUAUUCCCGCUCCCGGAGCGUACUCUCCCGAGAAGGCCAAAGUAGAUAGUAGUCCAGCGUACAGCUUCGGUGUGCGCUCCAAGCCAGAGAAACCAAGUGCCAAUCCCGGUCCGGGAGCGUACGAUGCGGACAAGGCGGUGGACGGAAAGUCACCGGCGUACUCGUUUGGGUUGCGGCCAGAGGUUGGCAAGCCGAACACCAUGCCCGGUCCGGGUGCAUAUAAUGCGGAUCGCGUUGAUCACGCUACACCGGCGUACUCGUUCGGUGUCAAGACCAACACGGACAGGGUGGAACGAAUCCCUGGACCGGGUGCGUACGAUGCGGACAAGACGAUGGAUAAAUCUUCCCCGGCGUAUUCGUUCGGGGUGAAAACGAACGUACAGAAGCCGAGUGUGGUGCCCGGGCCGGGUGCUUACGACGCCGACAAGCAAGACAAAUCAUCUCCGGCGUAUUCGUUCGGUGUGAAGACUAGCGUAGAAAAGCCAAGUGUUAUACCCGGACCGGGGGCGUACGAUGCGGACAAGGUGGUGGACAAGACAUCACCAGCGUACUCGUUCGGUGCGAGAACAAAUGUGGAUAGGCCCAGCAUAGUUCCGGGACCGGGCGCAUAUGAUUCGGAUAAAGUGCACGACAAAUCAGCUCCGGCAUAUUCGUUCGGCGUUAGGACGAACUUGGAGAAACCGAACGCAAUUCCCGGUCCAGGAGCAUACGAUGCGGAUAAAGUGAUUGAUAAAACUACACCAGCGUAUUCUUUCGGCGUUAAGCACAACUUGGACAAACCGAAUGCAAUUCCAGGACCUGGAGCUUACGAUGCGGAUAAAGUGAUCGACAAGUCUGCCCCGGCAUACUCUUUCGGUGUCAAGACGAACGUGGAAAAGCCCAACGCAAUUCCCGGUCCAGGAGCGUACGAUGCCGAUAAAGCGAUCGAUAAAUCAACUCCCGCGUAUUCCUUCGGGGUGAAGCCUAAUUUAGGGAAGCCGAAUGUAAUGCCCGGCCCAGGCGCCUACGAUGCGGAUAAGGUGCAUGAUACGUUCUCACCUGCCUAUUCGUUCGGUGUUAAAACGAACGUCGACAAGCCCAGCACCAUUCCGGGCCCGGGUGCAUACGAUGCGGAUAAAGUGAUCGACAAGUCUUCCCCAGCAUUUACUUUCGGCGUUAAGCCAAACAUCGAUAAGCCCAAUGUUAUUCCCGGCCCAGGUGCGUAUGACGCGGACAAAGUCACCGACAAGUCCUGCCCGGCAUAUUCGUUCGGAAUUAGGACGAACGUUGAGAAGCCCAACGCUAUACCCGGACCGGGUGCGUAUGAUGCGGACAAGGUCAUAGAACGGUCCUGUCCAGCGUACUCGUUCGGGAUCAAGACUAAUGUGGAGAAGCCGAGUGCCAUACCCGGCCCGGGUGCGUACGACACCGACAAGGUGCAGGACUCAAACACACCGGCCUAUACGUUUGGUGUGAAGCCUCAGACGACGAAGGUGAAUCCAACACCGGCCCCGGGUGCAUACUCCCCGGAGAAGUAUGUCUGUCACCAUCCGGCCUUUACGUUCGGUGUGAAGCCACAUAUCGAUAAGAUCGAUAUUAUACCGGCGCCGGGUGCAUACAAUCCGGAAGCAGUGAAGUUGGACAACAGCCCGGCCUACACGUUCGGUGUGAAGCCGGUUAUUGACAAGGUCGAUAUGACACCGGCACCGGGCACAUACUCGGUGGAAAAGGUUAAACUGGAUCAUUCGCCAGCAUAUCCGUUUGGAAUGAAGGUUCACCGUGAGAAGCCGAAUAAUGUACCAGCUCCCGGAACCUACAAUCCCGAUAAAGUGAAGCUGGACCACUCGCCAGCGUACAGUUUUGGCAUUAAGCAUAAAGGUGAAACGCUGCGAGAUACACCGGCACCAUCUGCCUAUCAACCGGAGAAGUGUAAAACCGACUGUUCCCCCGCGUACAGCUUCGGCGUGAAGGUAAAUCACGAAACGAUCACUCACGACGGUCCAGUGGUGACCAGUGACGAAACGGCAGCGGUAGCUGCUAUGAAAUCGAUGGUGAUCAGCAAUGGCAGCGCGACUGUUGACAAUCGUAGCGAAACUCGGAACAGCUCCAACAUCACCAGCACCAGUACCAGCGCGGUACAGAACGGCCAUAAUGGAGGGGCCACCUUCACGACCGUCACGACCACGAGAACAUCUGGCGGUUCGAUGAAGAUGGUCCGCGAGCGGAAGACCACUACCGAGGAACGCUCGUCGGGCACGGUUGAGGCGAUCGGCGAAGGGCUCGUACCGAACUGUAUUGCGGGCGUCAAGCAGCUUGCCAACGUGCAGCAUCAGCGCAUGGUGUGCACCGGCCACUUCAGGGCGUAA
Messenger RNA from Anopheles marshallii, 3462 nucleotides. RefSeq lists its product as uncharacterized. Lineage: Eukaryota; Metazoa; Arthropoda; Insecta; Diptera; Culicidae. The coding region runs from base 16 to 3462 and encodes 1148 amino acids. The transcript is spliced from 9 exons. Gene Ontology annotation, cellular component: cytoskeleton. The record is from RefSeq and is a predicted model, not a curated record.